AUGAAUGGAACACAAGUUGCUUCAAUUGACCAACGUAUGAAAUAUAUCCAAACACAAGGUUUACAAAAGCAAUAUGAAGAAAAUAUUGAUUUUGCUCAUGGUAUACAUAAAAUUGCAGCACUGGUAUUUAUUCAUCCAGAUAAUAUUAUUAAUACAUUUACAGAUCUUAAUAAUUACAUCGGUCGUUUUCGAGGAAAUGGAUCACGUACACGACCACUAUUUGCUAUUGGAUAUUGGAAUGUUUAUGAACGAACCUAA
Rotaria sp. Silwood2 is the source of this 258-nucleotide messenger RNA. The record is from the annotation of a GenBank genome assembly. Lineage: Eukaryota; Metazoa; Rotifera; Eurotatoria; Philodinida; Philodinidae.